AUGGUUGAUGUUUAGACCGAUGACGAAGAGUAUGCUCGGCCAAUAGAGCUAUCUUUUUCAACAAACUCACCAGACAUGUUUGCCGAGUCAGGCGUGGGGUCGGAUAUUUCUUCGGGAAUAAUUGACCUCUGCGAUGACUCGGAUGAUGAUGAUGUGGCCGAGAGGCAGCCCAUUUACUUGGAAGAUCAGGGCGUUUUAGAAAAAGUAUUUGCCGAAGAAUGGGAUUAUGUUCCCAGCAUAUCAACAAUCCAACCAAAUGAUGAGCAGGCAACCAUCGAUGCGAUAUUUGAUCAAGAAGACCCGUUUGCCGUUACUACUGCUGAUGCUGCUGCUGCUGACGCUGAUGGUGCUGCUGCUACUGGUAAUAUAUCGCCCAGCCCUCCGAGUCCAGAUUUUGACCCCAGCCAAGCCAGGGGCCUGGAUGAUGAAGUUGUGCAGUUGGAGCAGCAAAUUGAACAAGCUGUUUCAUCGGACGAGGCGCAACAAACAGCAGCUCAGCCCAGGCUAAUAAAUAGAAAAAACCCGUCGGCUAGGAGUUUAUUAACUUGGCCGCUUAACGGAUUAUACUCAAACAAUUUGUCGUGGAGCACCAGGCAAAAAGCUGAUGUUGAUUCCGUUUUCACUGCCUCUUGUGCUAAUUUAACGUCAAAUAGGAAAAUGGGUGCUUCUGACUUGAACAAGGCCUUUGACAGCAAAGGCGAAUUUUCAGAUCUGUCACCCGA
Molecule: messenger RNA, 722 nt
Organism: Adelges cooleyi (spruce gall adelgid)
Lineage: Eukaryota; Metazoa; Arthropoda; Insecta; Hemiptera; Adelgidae
Exons: 5
Source: RefSeq, a predicted model, not a curated record